UUAAUUAAAAGAAAACUUGACAUAUAUUUGUUUAUUGAAGUACAUGUGUCUUAGGUAGUUAAACCUUAUGAAGACACAUGAUUGUUAUUGAGGCUAUAAAAUUUGCCAUUGUGCAUACAAAAUUCAAUACAGGAGGCAAUGGAGCACGAUUCCUUAAAUAUCGAUAAGAAUUAACCUUAUUUCUCUGUGAGAUUUGUGGAGGAUCUUUUUCAGUGUUUCAACUGACAAAUGGGUAUAGUUUGCGUCAUUAAAGACAGCCUCGUCAACAAUUUUACCAUUAUUACAGUCUCUCAGCACCUCAAGUGCUUUGAUUAUGAGAAUGGAUACAGCGGAAUGAUUGACUUCUUGCCGCCUUAUCAUUGGUUAGAAUCAAAUGGCGUCUGCGAACACUUUCGGAAAUCAUUUGCUUGUGGCAGCAUUUGACUUUGGCACGACUUUCAGUGGCUACGCUUUCUCUUUCCGGAAUGAUCCGACAAAGAUUCAAACCAACCAAGCUUGGAAUGCGGGUUCCGAUGCACUAUUAUCUCUGAAAACACCAACGUGUAUUUUGCUUAACCCACAAAAAGAGUUUGUUGCAUUUGGAUUUGAGGCUGAAAAUGAAUACCUAUCUCUCAUUGAACAAGGGGAGCAUAAGCCUUGGAUGCUGUUUAGAAGAUUCAAGAUGCUUCUUCACAACAAUGAUGGAUUGAACCGUAAUGCGACAGUGAAGGACAUUACAGGCAAGAAGAUGCCAGCGAUGAAAUUAUUUGAAAUGUCCAUUCGUUUCCUACGUGACCAUCUAGUUAAUGCACUUAAGAAGCAAGUGAAUGGAAUCAAGGAAUCCGACAUUUUGUACGUGAUCACCGUUCCUGCAAUUUGGAACGACGGUGCAAAACAGUUCAUGCGAGAAGCGGCUGUAAAGGCUGGUCUGGAUAGUGAUCGAAUCAAGCUUGCACUUGAGCCAGAGGCGGCUUCAGUCUGGUGUCAGCAGAUCAACACGAGCCUCGAGACAGAUCUGAGCAAGACUGGCAGUCAGUACAUGGUCGUAGACCUUGGAGGCGGAACAGCAGAUAUUUCUGUUCAUGAAAAGAACGUUGAUGGCACUUUAAAAGAAAUACACAAAGCAAGCGGUGGACCAUGGGGUGGUACCUGUGUUGACCACAAUUUCAUCAGCUGGUUGACCAAAGUAUUUGGAGAGACCACGAUGUCAAGGUUAAGAGAGAAAGAAAUGGAAGACUACUUUGGUUUGUUGCGUGAGUUUGAGACGAAAAAGCGCAUGAUUACCCCAGAAUCUAAAGGACGUGUGACAUUUCGCCUGCCAAUAGCAAUUAGAACCAUUCACGACACGGCUGAACACCAAUCUAUCGAUCAAAAGCUUGAGCGGAUGAAAAUUACUGAUGGUAUUGCUUUUCAAGGAGACAAAUUGAGAGUUUCAGCAGAUACAGUUCGGUCUUGGUUUUCGGAUUCCAUCGAUCAAACAACACAUCAUAUGAUUUCACUUCUGUCUGAUGCAAAAAUGAAGGGGGUUUCUACUAUUUUGUUGGUAGGAGGCUACGGUGAAUGCAAGCUUGUACAUGAUUCAGUUACCAAGAAGAUAAGAAACAAGAAUAUCAUCAUACCCCAAGAGGCUGGACUAGCGGUCUUAAAAGGAGCUGUCCGCUUUGGACACAUGCCAGGUCUCGUUACAUCUAGAAUAGUUAAAUUCACAUAUGGCUUCGCAGCCAAGGUCAAUUUUGAUAAGAACAUACACCCCAUUCAAAAAAAGAUAACAGGCAGUUAUGGAGAAGAAAAGGUUGCUGAUGCGUUUUGCAAAGUUGUCUGUGUAAACACAGAGGUGCAUAUUGGAAUACCGAUCAAAGUCCCUAUGAAAUUUUACCUUAGCGCACGCGCUGGGAGUGUUUUGAGAAUUUAUACAUCACCAAUGCCCAAACCCGUAUUCGUUACUGAUGCCAAAUGCAAAAAGUUAGGAGAAGUUGCAUUAGGAAAUGCUAAAGGUAAUUCAAAAGAAGAAAAUGAAAUUGAAAUCAAUUUCCUAUUCGGCGAGACGGAAUUGGAAGUAAGGGUGAAAAUGCUGAACGAUGGCUCCGAAAUAAAGAAAGUUAUUGAUUGUUUAGCUGCCUAGGACGCAAAACAACCGAGAGACAAAGUAAAAGCCAACAUGGUUAUGAUCGGGACGUGUGUCGAAUUCAGAACGAUCUUUAAAUUUCUGUGCAGUUUAAAGGAUAAUUCUAUUAAGGGACAAUUACAGUCGGAUUUACAAACUGUGCCAUCUUAAAGAUGCACUCUUACUCCCAAAAACGAUUUACCGCAAUUAAUAAUAUUGUUUUAAAAUACCAAAAAUGAUGAAUAAAUGUCGAAGUGGUU
Messenger RNA from Mya arenaria, 2343 nucleotides. Its product is annotated as heat shock 70 kDa protein 12B-like. Gene Ontology annotation, molecular function: ATP-dependent protein folding chaperone; ATP binding. Bases 374 to 2101 code for a protein of 575 amino acids. The record is from RefSeq and is a predicted model, not a curated record. NCBI's taxonomy places the organism in Eukaryota, Metazoa, Mollusca, Bivalvia, Myida, Myidae. The transcript has 6 exons.